CCGAAGUCUCGCGCAUGCUCACAACGCACACGCGUUCAUGUGUUUCCUACGUCGGCUCCGGUGGAGGUCACAGUGAACCGUCAGAAGCCUGGACCCUGACCCUCUGUUGCCAUGGCAAAGCUGUUCGAGUCCAUUGGGAAGUUGGGAUUGGCCUUGGCCAUCGGAGGAGGCGUGGUUAACUCUGCCCUCUACAAUGUCGAUGCUGGCCACAGGGCAGUCAUCUUUGACCGCUUUAGAGGAGUUCAGGACACCGUGGUUGGAGAAGGAACACACUUCCUGAUUCCUUGGGUACAGAAACCCAUCAUCUUUGACUGCAGGUCCCGACCACGCAAUGUUCCUGUUGUCACCGGAAGCAAAGAUCUGCAGAAUGUGAACAUCACUCUGAGAAUAUUGUUCAGGCCUGUAGCAGGUCAGCUACCAAGGAUCUUCACCAGCAUUGGUGAGGACUAUGAUGAAAGAGUGCUUCCUUCCAUCACUACUGAAGUGCUGAAGGCUGUCGUGGCCAGGUUCGAUGCAGGAGAACUGAUCACUCAGAGAGAGCUCGUGUCCAGGCAGGUCAGUGAAGAUCUGACUGAGAGAGCGUCCACCUUCGGCCUCAUCCUUGACGACGUCUCACUGACACAUCUGACAUUUGGUAAAGAGUUCACAGAGGCUGUGGAAAUGAAGCAGGUGGCCCAACAGGAAGCUGAAAGAGCGAGAUUCGUUGUAGAGAAAGCAGAGCAGCAGAAGCAGGCAGCCAUCAUCUCAGCAGCGGGUGAUUCUCAGGCUGCGCUGCUCAUCGCCGACUCUCUGGCCGAGGCAGGAGACGGCCUGGUGGAGCUGAGGAAGCUGGAGGCAGCUGAGGACAUCGCCUUCCAGCUAAGCCGCUCACGCAACGUCACCUACCUGCCCUCGGGUCAGGGCACACUGCUGCAACUGCCCCAGUGAGGCUCAUACACACAAACAAACAUGAACCCACACACUUCAGUUCACUACCCUUUCCAGGAUAACUUGAUGAAGGAAGCAUGGCAAGGAGAAAGAGCAACAGCUCAAGAGCCUACACACGACGUAUUCAGAGAUGGUCAGCUCUCCUCUCUGUUUUAUUAGUCUCACUAUCUCUGUCACUCUCUCUAUGGCUGAAGUUAUGGACUGGAGAUUUUCCACCAGUGAAAUGGAGUCAGAGGGUGGAUCGGGAACGCAGCAGCUCUGCAGUGUGUGUGUUUGUGUUUGUGAAAUGUAACGUAACGUUAAUUAUGUAUUAAUGGCUAAAACAGUCUGAUUGUGACAGAUACUCCCCCAAAACAGCACUGGAUUCUUCAAGAAUAAGAAAUUAGACAAAAGUCAAAUGCAGUUAGUAGUGGGUGAAAUCAGUUCAUGUGUUAGUCUCACUCUCUGUCCCUGUAAGCCUGACUGUUGCUUUUUUGUUCAUAUUGUUUUUCUAAUUGUGUGGCAGAUGGUACACAUGUGCAUUCCAGAAGUCACAGAUUGGUAAAUUAAAACAAUUUCUACUGAAAUGUAAUGAAACCGUCAGUGUGAAUCUGAAUAAACUACAAACGAUCUUUGGUUCCUA
Messenger RNA from Pangasianodon hypophthalmus (striped catfish), 1549 nucleotides. It is a transcript of the gene phb1, whose product is annotated as prohibitin. Bases 112 to 927 code for a protein of 271 amino acids. The transcript is spliced from 7 exons. Gene Ontology annotation, cellular component: membrane; mitochondrion. The record is from RefSeq and is a predicted model, not a curated record. Lineage: Eukaryota; Metazoa; Chordata; Actinopteri; Siluriformes; Pangasiidae. Gene Ontology annotation, biological process: mitochondrion organization.